Molecule: messenger RNA, 2014 nt
Organism: Monomorium pharaonis (pharaoh ant)
Lineage: Eukaryota; Metazoa; Arthropoda; Insecta; Hymenoptera; Formicidae
Product: tetratricopeptide repeat protein 25
Exons: 2
Coding region: 28-498 (156 amino acids)
Cellular component (GO): cytoplasm
Molecular function (GO): protein binding
Source: RefSeq, a predicted model, not a curated record
GAUAAGGAUCGCGCGGCCGCCGUGAACAUGGGCACCACGGACAUAAAGCAGUCUUUGAAGAUGAAGCAACGCCAGGAUCGCAGCAGGAGUCUGCAGAUCCCGGAGGAGACCGAACCUGGGGCAUUGCUUACGCUUGGUUUGCGUGAGAUGCGUUUCGGCGAUGUUAAUGUGGCUAUUAAUUGCAUCAAUAAGGCACUGGAGUUGAACCCGAAUGAUAAGAAUGCCUUAAUAGCGCGAAGUAAAUGUCAUCUUUUGCUGGGUGAUCCGCAAAAGGCCCUGGAUGAUGCCGAAGCAGCAUUACGAUUAAAUCCUAAGGAUUCCAGUAAAUCCAAAGCAGUGUACUGCAAGGCGGAGGCUCUUUAUCAUCUCGGCGACUUCGAAAUGAGUUUAGUGUUUUAUUAUCGUGGAAUGAGAAUUCGUCCGGAAUUCGGCGAAUUUCGUCUUGGUGUUCAGAAAGCGAAAGACGCGAUACAGAACAUGUUACGUAAGAACAAAUAGUAUACGUUGUUUGUCAGAUGUUAUUAAUCGCUUGUUGACUAAAAAGAAUCUUUUAAGUCUUAAUUCUCUUCGAUACACCGCUCAAUAUCUGUUGAAUUCGUUGCGUGAGAAAUGUAACAAUGGUUCCGAAAAAUAAUUGAUAUUUCAAUUUAUUUGUAAAAUUAUAACUUAUUUAUGGCUCAGUAGAAUAAAAGUAAUUUUCUUGAAUCUUAUAGUUUUUGUAGUUUUCGUUGUAAUAACUUGUAAUAUAGGAAAUAUCAUAAAUUUUUGAAAACAAUUAUCCUUAAUUAUUUUAAUAUAUGAUGUAAUAUAAUAUAUAAGAAAAAGAAAUGUGCGAGAAACAUGCUGUAUACGUAAUCAAAUUUCUUUUUAAUCCAUCGUAAAAUCCUUUUUUUUUGUAUUAAAGUUUAUUUAGAAUAUUUUUGUUAAUCCAAUUCACGUUUAUCUAAUUUUGUUAAAUUUAUUUUUUUAAACGAAAUUAUAAAAAAUUAAGUUAUGUAGAGAGUAAAGUUUCUUUGCUUCUUUUCACAGAUAAUGAUUAAUUGCUAAACUUUUAAAUUAGGCUGUUUCGCUAAUCCUUUUUGUUUCUUGUUUAUUAAUGUUAAUUUUUUUAAAAGAAUUAUUAAACAAAACAAAGGUAUACAAAGCAAAGCUUUUUCCUAUUUCUGUUUUUGCACGUCUUCCACGUUAGAUAAUUAUGUAGUAAGUAAUCGCUACUUUAUCGCACAUAGAUAAAGAGAUGUAGUUACAUUCAACAAAAAAAACAACUUUUGCAACUGUUGUAAGAGUUUUAAUAUAAUUGGUUUAUACAUUUAUAUUCACACGAGGGAUCACCCUAAUGUAUAAACUAAAAAAACAAAAAUUAAUUAUAUUAAGGAACAUAAUGUUACUUACAACAGUUUCCAACUUUGACUUGCAAGCACGUAAGCAACUAUCUCCAUCACAGCAACAUCCCCUCCAUCAAAAAUUAUAGCCAUUGUAGUAACGCCAGCCCGAUUAAUGCCACUACUAGUGGCUACAUUUCCAUGAUGGAGGGAUAUUGCUGUUAUGGGGAUAGUUGCUUGCGAAUCAGAGUUGGCAACUUAGCCAGUUAGCCCUGCAACAGUACCAAAGUUGCUUUUUCUGGCUGAAGACAUGUAGUCGCUCCUAUGAAUUGAAUAUGAAUUUACCGACGCGAAGUCAGAGAGAAUGUACAUUUUCAUUUCUGAAAUUAAUGCAGAUGUCAGGAUCAGAAAAUAUUUCUCUCCUUCUAUUUCAUAAGGAAACUUCAGGACUCAACUCGCAAUAUGACUAUUAAUUAUAGGUGUACUUUGGAACGAUAACUUAAAGAAUGUGAUGUACUUUGAUCCUGUUGACGAGUGGGAAUUGUGUUCAAAACGGCCACAACGAAAAUACUUGUGACACUUCUUUAGCUGUCGAUUUGCAAUCGACGUUGAUCCAAUUCUCGGUUACCUUUCGGUCACAGCACGUCAGAGAACUAAGUUGAACGACGUUUGACACGCCAGCAUAUCACAAA